AUGGCCACGCCAGACCAAACCACCGCCAUGGAAACUCAAGCCCGCCGAGAAGCCGACUACGAGCGCUUCAAGACCUACACCGCAUACACUUUUCUCGUCGCCUCCCCGAUCCUUAUUGCCCUCCCACCUCGCAAACUGGACCACCUCACGGUCCUGCUCGCCAGCGCCUUCGCCAUCUCCGCCAACCACAUAACCCGCGAACAGACUGGUCGCAGCAUCGUCGAUCGGCUUGAGGCCCGCAUCGCCCGCCCCAAUAUCAUGCGCGAGCUGCCCAGCGAGCGCGCCGAGGAAAUUCAGCGACGGUUGCGGGCAGCGCGCGAUGCGCAGAUUCGUGAUGCCCAAGCGAGUGCGUCUGGGCGGGUCAGCGAGGAGGUGGAAAAGCUCCGGGCGCGGCAAGUGCAGGAGCAGGGCGUGGCGCAGCGUGUGUGGAUGGGCGGGGAGAAGGAUGGGUGGAUGGAGGAGCGCUUGAAGAAGGAGCAGGAGGCGCUGGAUGAGGGCAAGGGGUAUGGUGAUCUGAUCUAUGAGCAUAUCUGGGAGGUGUGGAAUUGGGGCAAGAAGCAGGAAGAGGAUGAGGACUGA
Messenger RNA from Penicillium macrosclerotiorum, 579 nucleotides. RefSeq lists its product as uncharacterized. The transcript has a single exon. NCBI's taxonomy places the organism in Eukaryota, Fungi, Ascomycota, Eurotiomycetes, Eurotiales, Aspergillaceae. Bases 1 to 579 code for a protein of 192 amino acids. The record is from RefSeq and is a predicted model, not a curated record.